Messenger RNA from Cynocephalus volans (Philippine flying lemur), 2746 nucleotides. It is a transcript of the gene MAD1L1, whose product is annotated as mitotic arrest deficient 1 like 1. The record is from RefSeq and is a predicted model, not a curated record. The coding region runs from base 86 to 2239 and encodes 717 amino acids. The transcript is spliced from 18 exons. Gene Ontology annotation, biological process: mitotic spindle assembly checkpoint signaling; attachment of mitotic spindle microtubules to kinetochore. NCBI's taxonomy places the organism in Eukaryota, Metazoa, Chordata, Mammalia, Dermoptera, Cynocephalidae. Gene Ontology annotation, cellular component: kinetochore; mitotic spindle; nuclear envelope.
CGGACGGCGCGGAGGGAGAUCUGAGCGGCGUCUGCUGGCGGCUGCGAAUGAAGUGAGCGGCUGGUGGCUGAGAAGGAAAGUGGCCAUGGAAGACCUGGGGGAAAACACCACUGUCUUAUCCACUCUGAGGUCUUUGAACAACUUCAUUUCUCAGCGAGUGGAGGGAGGAUCUGGACCGGAUAUUUCCACCUCUGCCCCAGGUUCUCUGCAGAUGCAGUACCAGCAGAGCAUGCAGUUGGAAGAAAGAGCAGAGCAGAUCCGUUCCAAGUCUCACCUCAUCCAGGUGGAGCGGGAGAAGAUGCAGAUGGAGCUGAGUCACAAGAGGGCUCGAGUGGAGCUGGAGAGGGCGGCAAGCACCAGCGCCAGGAACUACGAGCGCGAGGUUGACCGCAACCAGGAGCUCCUGUCACGCAUUCGGCAGCUACAGGAGCGGGAGGCUGGGGCGGAGGAAAAGAUGAAGGAGCAGCUGGAGCGUAACAGGUUGUGUAAGCAGAGCCUGGACGCUGCCAACAAGAAGCUGCGGGAGAAGGAGGACAGCCUGGCCGAAGCCGGUGAGACCAUCAGCAUGUUAAAGGGGAGGAUCUCAGAACUGCAGUGGAGUGUGAUGGACCAGGAUAUGCAGGUGAAGCGCCUGGAGGCUGAGAAGCAGGAGCUGAAGGAGCAGCUUGACAUGCAGCAUGAAAAAUGGCAGGAAGCAAAUAAAAAAAUUCAGGAACUUCAGGCCAGCCAAGACAUGAGAGCAGACCAUGAGCAGAAGAUCAAGGAUUUGGAGCAGAAGCUGUCCCUGCAAGAGCAGGAUGCUGCGAUUGUGAAGAACAUGAAGUCUGAGCUGGUGCAGCUCCCCAAAAUGGAGCGGGAGCUGAAGCAGCUGCGGGAAGAGAAUGCUCACCUGCGGGAGAUGAGAGAGACCAACGGGCUGCUCAGAGAGGAACUGGAAGGGCUUCAGAGGAGGCUGGGGCGCCAGGAGAAGAUGCAGGAAACUCUGGUUGGCUUGGAACUGGAGAAGGAGAGGUUGCUGGCGAAGCUGCAAAGCUGGGAGAGACUGGACCAGAGCACGGGCUUGAACAUCAGGACUCCGGAAGAUCUUUCCAGGUUCGUUGUUGAGCUGCAGCAGAGAGAGCUUGCCCUGAAGGACAAGAACAGUGCCAUCAACAGCAGUGCCCGGGGGCUGGAGAAGGUCAGGCAGCAGCUUCAGGAGGAGGUGCGCCAGGUCAGUGGUCAGCUGCUGGAGGAGAGGAAGAAGCGUGAGACCCACGAGGCACUGGCCCGAAGGCUCCAGAAGCGAGUGCUACUGCUAACGAAGGAGCGAGACGGUAUGCGUGCCAUCCUGGGGUCCUAUGACAGCGAGCUGACCCCUGCUGAGUACUCGCCCCAGCUGACCCGCCGCAUGCGGGAGGCCGAGGACAUGGUGCAGAAAGUGCAUGCCCACAGCACGGAGAUGGAGGCUCAGCUGUCACAGGCCCUGGAGGAGCUGGGAGGCCAGAAACAAAGAGCGGACAUGCUGGAGAUGGAGCUGAAGAUGCUGAAAUCCCAGUCAAGCUCUGCUGAGCAGAGCUUUCUGUUCUCCAGAGAGGAGGUGAACACACUCAGGUUAAAGAUUGAGGAGCUGGAGGGGGAGAGGAGUCGACUGGAAGAAGAAAAGAAGAUGCUUGAAACGCAGCUUGAGAGGCGCAUUCUGCGGGGUGACUAUGACCAAGGCAGAACCAAAGUGCUGCACAUGAGCCUGAACCCCACCAGUGUGGCCAAGCAGCGCCUGCGUGAGGACCGCGACCGGUUGCAGGAGGAGUGCGAGCAGCUGCGGGAGCUUGUGCGUGCCCUGGAGAGAGGAGGCCCCAUCCCAGCUAACCUGGAGGCCGCUGCGUGUCUGCCGUCAUCCAAGGAGGUGGCAGAGCUGAGGAAGCAGGUGGAAAGCGCUGAGCUGAAGAACCAGAGGCUGAAGGAGGUCUUCCAGACCAAAAUCCAGGAGUUCCGCAAAGUGUGCUACACGCUGACAGGCUACCAGAUAGACAUCACCACGGAGAACCAGUACCGGCUGACCUCCCUGUAUGCUGAGCACAAGACCGACUGUCUCAUCUUCAAGGCUACAGGACCCUCAGGCUCCAAGAUGCAGCUGCUGGAGACAGAGUUCUCACGGACGGUGGGCGAGCUCAUCGAACUGCACCUUCUGCGCCAGGACAGCAUCCCGGCCUUCCUCAGCUCUCUCACCCUUGAGCUCUUCAGCCGCCAGACCAUGGCCUAGCCUGCAGCCUGUGGGCCAUGCUUGGACCUGUCCUUGCAGGUCCCAGCCCUACCUGGUCGCCAGGCUGUGUGCUGUAUCCCCUGGGGGCAGGAUCAUGAGAUGAUCAGGACCCAUAAGCCUGGACCCAGCCACAGCCCACCCAGACAGCCAGCACCUAUCUCAACAUGCCCAGGUGGCAGGGCUUAGGCUGCUCAGGAUGUCCUGGCCAACCAUAACCCACCUCUGCUUUGCUGCACUCCAGGGAAGCACAGUGUCUAUCCUGGGCCUCCAGGGCCUUGUCCUCCCACUUCUUCCUAGAAGGGUGGGCAUGAGGCUGCUCUCCGAGGCAGGCCUGGGCAGCCUGGUGGAGCACUAACUACUCUGUGGGGCCACUUCUCUGCCCUCUCCUGAGGUGUCCCUAUACCAGCUGUCCCUACCCACAAAAACCUGUCCAUCCAGGAGCCUGACGGGGGGGCCUGUGUCACACCCCAGGCUCCUCGCCCAUAUGAAAUAAAGUUUUCCUCCCCA